Messenger RNA from Adineta ricciae, 873 nucleotides. The record is from the annotation of a GenBank genome assembly. NCBI's taxonomy places the organism in Eukaryota, Metazoa, Rotifera, Eurotatoria, Adinetida, Adinetidae.
AUGUUGUGGAAAACUCUGGUUUUUUAUUUAUUUAUUCAAUUAAUUCAUGGAAAUUACAAUGAUCCAAUCUAUCCAGUACAAAAUCCAUGUUUAGCCAUUCUUGAUCGUCUAUCAGACAUGUCGUCAGCGUUUCUUAAUUGUGCUGUGAGUCGAGCUCGACCAUUUAAAUUAUGUGAAGGUUGUGUGGAUAAUUAUGCACGGUUACAAGAUCUCAUUGGUUUGCUUGAAAACACGUAUUCGGAUGUUGAUAAGAAGAUAACAUGCAAACAGUUUCUCGAAAGUUAUGAUUCGAUACAAGUCGUUGCUCAAUUGAUUGCAUUCGUACAGAAUAUUUGGUCUUCCUCGUUUUGUGAUAGUUGUAUUACAGGUUAUAAUGAUACGAAUGGUACAAUUCAGUACAGUUUAACAGAUAGUACAAUACAAUUUAUUCAGAAAAAGAUGAUGUUUGACAUGUGUAUAUUCAAUGCAACUGGUCGUAUUGUUCCGAUCAUUCCGAUCGACCUCAAUGUUACAUUGAAUACAAAUGUGUGUACAAUAUGUCUAGCAUCGUAUAACGAUAUCAAUGACUUCUUUCUACAACUAACACAUGGAAACCAACCUGGUGUUUGUAUGGAUAUUGUUGACACAAUGAACUAUACUCGACUGUUGUGGAGUAAAAUCUAUGAAUGUAGAAGGCAUGAUCCAGAUUAUAUGGCGGUGUUUGGAAUAUCGUUCUUUAUUCCGACCAUUGUUUUGGUUUUUUAUGUUAGUGCAUUAUUCAAAGGUGAACGACAGCAGAAGAAGUUAUCACGACAAAAACGUCUUCCAGUACAUUCCACUACGGCUGCACUCGCUGGCACGAGAACAUGGCUAUGGUCCAAUCCGAAUGAUUAA